AUGUCUGGCGUUAAUGAAAAGCUACCAGAACUGCUUAAUGACGCAGUUUUGAAGGCUUCUGUUCCUAUUCCAGAUGAUUUUGUCAAAGUUGAAGGUAUUGAUUAUACCAAGCCAGAAGCCGUCGACAUGAGAGCGUCUGAUCUAGUUGAUUCGAUGAAGCGUAUGGGCUUUCAAGCUUCUGCCUUAGGACAAGCCUGUGACAUCAUCAAUGAAAUGAGAUCUUGGAGAGGGAAGCACAUUGAUGAACUUGAUGAACACGAUAAAAAAGGUUCUUAUGAUGAAAGUGGAUACCAAAAAACCACGAUUUUCUUGGGUUACACUUCAAAUUUGAUCAGCUCUGGUCUCCGUGAGACGAUUCGUUUUUUGGUUCAGCACAAAAUGGUCAGCGCUGUUGUUGCUACCGCUGGUGGGAUUGAGGAAGAUCUAAUCAAGUGCCUUGCCCCCACGUACAUGGGAGAAUUUUCUUUGAAAGGAGCGUCGUUGCGUGAUCAGGGUUUGAAUCGUAUCGGAAAUUUGUUGGUCCCCAAUGACAACUACUGUAAGUUUGAAGAAUGGAUUGUCCCUAUUCUUGACAAAAUGCUGGAAGAACAAGAAGAAUAUAUUUCCAAGCAUGGUUCUGAUUGCCUAGACGCAAACACCGAUGUCGAUUCUCCAAUUUGGUCUCCUUCUAAGUUGAUCGACCGUUUAGGAAAAGAAAUCAAUGAUGAAUCUUCUGUGCUGUACUGGGCUCACAAAAACAAGAUACCCGUUUUCUGCCCAGCAGUAACUGACGGGUCGAUCGGUGAUAUGCUUUUCUUCCACACCUUUAAGGCUUCUCCAAAGCAGCUAAGACUAGAUAUCGUUUCAGAUAUCCGUAAAAUUAACUGCAUGUCUAUGGAGGCUUCUAAGGCAGGUAUGCUUCUGUUGGGUGGUGGUUUGAUAAAGCAUCAUAUUGCCAACGCUUGCUUGAUGAGAAACGGUGCAGACUAUGCCGUUUAUAUCAAUACUGGCCAAGAAUUUGAUGGUUCUGAUGCCGGUGCCAGACCAGACGAGGCUGUGUCUUGGGGUAAGAUUAAAGCUGAUGCGAAGUCUGUCAAGGUUUAUGCUGAUGCAACUGUUGUGUUCCCUCUAGUUGUUGCUGCUACUUUUGCCAGCGAGAAACCAUCGAAUUAA
Molecule: messenger RNA, 1152 nt
Organism: Lachancea fermentati
Lineage: Eukaryota; Fungi; Ascomycota; Saccharomycetes; Saccharomycetales; Saccharomycetaceae
Source: the annotation of a GenBank genome assembly